Molecule: messenger RNA, 3811 nt
Organism: Arabidopsis arenosa
Lineage: Eukaryota; Viridiplantae; Streptophyta; Magnoliopsida; Brassicales; Brassicaceae
Source: the annotation of a GenBank genome assembly
GAUCCACAUCAUCAUAAACUUUCCAAAUUUGUGUCAAAGAUCGUAACUUUCGUUGACUUUUCCGAUCUGGGUUUGUCGGAAAAAUGAAUGCCGUCGGUAGGAUCGGAAGCUAUAUCUACCGUGGUGUAGGUACGGUUUCAGGUCCGUUUCAUCCAUUUGGUGGUGCGAUUGACAUUAUCGUUGUUGAACAACCUGAUGGAACAUUUAAAUCGUCUCCUUGGUAUGUUAGAUUUGGGAAAUUUCAAGGGGUUUUGAAGAAUAGAAGGAAUUUGAUCAAGAUUGAGGUUAAUGGUGUUGAUUCUGGUUUCAAUAUGUAUUUAGCUCAUACAGGACAAGCUUAUUUUCUUAGAGAAGUUGAAGAUGUUGUUGGUGAAUCUGAGAGUGGUGAAGUUUAUACUUUGUCUUCUGGUGAUGAAGCUGAGACGACGUCUAAGAUGGGUGAUGAUGUUGUUGAUAAGGUUAAGAUUCCUUUGAAGUCUAGGAGUUGUAACUAUGAUUCUGCUAGUCCUCGUAGUGGUAAUGGGAAGAUUGUUGGUAAGCCUGGGAUUUUAGGGUUUGUGUUUGGUGGGAGAUCGGUUAGGGAGAGUCAAGAUGGUGGUGUUAGUUCUAUUGAGAGAGCUGAGAUUGCUGCUGAUUUAUUGGACGUUAAGUGGUCUACUAAUAUCGAUACUCGUAAGUGUGGAAAAGGUAAAUCUUCUGAGUCUUUGGAUGGUAAAGGGAGUGGUGAGAGUAGUACUAGUGGCAAAUCUUGUGUUGUGGGUAGCUCGGAGAUUUUAGUUGAUAGCGAUUCGAUAUUGGAGACUCCUCUUGUUGCAUCUCCUACAUUGCGGUUUCUUGAUGAGAAAGAACAGGAUUUUCGUGAAAGCACUAAUGUGGAAGAUUAUUGUGAAGAGAAUGUAUCAAGUGGAGUUGUUGAAAACGGUUUAUGUGAAGCAUCGAGUAUGGGGUUCUCCGUUACUAGUGAAGGGAGUGGAAACGUAGAGAUCUUUGUCGAACCAAGAACCGAGACACUUGCACAGGAUUCUGUUACUGGAUGUGUUCUAGAUUCGAAGCAAGAACUGUUAAGUGCUCCUGAAUCUGUGGAAAUUGUAACAGUGGGUUCAGCUGACCAAGCGGAUUUAGGGAGCAUAGGCACUUCUCAAGAAGGAAGUAGCACUGGCUCUCCAGUUCAAGAUGAAAAUAAGAUCACCAUAAACGAUAUGCAUAUCUCGGCAGGAGAUUUUGAGAAGUCUCAGUCAGCAAGUGGAGAAAGCAUCCUGCAACCAGAGAUAGAAGAAGAACAAUUUUCCUUUAGCGAUCUUGACGAAGGUAAACCUGGUGGUAAUAGUUCUGGAGGGUCAAGUUCUCCUGAUACUGUAAAAGUUGAUGGGAAAGAGAGUUACGAUGAAAUUGAAACUAGUCCUGAAAAAGGCGUGGUCGCGGAGAACUCAAUGGCCUUGACAGAGCCGAUUAACAUAGAGAGGAAAAAGGAUAUCUCUACAGAUGAGAUGGAGCGGUUGGUAGGAUCAUUACCGAUUAUGCGGCAUCAAAACAACGAUGAUAUGGAUGCCAGUCCUUCUCAGCCUUUGAGCCAGUCAUUUGACCCAUGUUUCAAUAAUUCAAAGUUGGAUUUGAGAGAAGAUGAGUCGAGCUCAGGGGGUUUAGAUGCAGAAAACGUUGCUGAGGGUAGCCCAAAAUUAAAGGCAUUCAAUCAUGUUAUCGCUAAUCCUGACGUGGUCGAGCUCUCUCUCUGCAAGCACUUAUUAAGUGAAGGAAUGGGAGCAGAAGCGGCUUCUCAGGCUUUCAAUUCCGAAAAACUGGAUAUGGAAAAGUUUGCUUCUAUGGGCCCAUCAGUCCUGGAGAACGAUAAGCUUAUCGUGAAGAUCGGUGGCUGCUAUUUUCCAUGGGAUGCAGCUGCUCCUAUUAUCUUAGGAGUGGUUUCAUUUGGGACUGCCCAAGUCUUUGAACCCAAGGGCAUGAUAGCUGUUGACCGGAAUGAGAAACCUGGUGAUGUAUUAGCUCAAGGCAGUGGAAGCUGGAAGCUUUGGCCUUUCUCUCUCAGAAGAUCAAGGAACGAUACUGAAGCUUCUUCUUCUGGUGACCCAGCUGAACCUGAAGAGAAACAAGAGAAGUCGUCGCCAAGACCAGUGAAAAAGACGGUCAGGGCACUAACUCCAACUUCUGAACAAUUGGCUUCGCUAGAUCUGAAAGAAGGAAUGAAUUCCGUGACUUUUACGUUCUCCACCAAUAUUGUAGACGCAAGGAUUUACUUAUGGAAAUGGAAUUCUCGCAUAGUUGUAUCAGAUGUAGAUGGUACCAUUACAAGAUCGGAUGUCUUAGGCCAGUUUAUGCCUUUGGUUGGUAUAGAUUGGUCACAAACAGGUGUCACACAUUUAUUUUCGGCUGUAAAGGAAAAUGGAUAUCAGUUGAUAUUUUUAAGUGCACGUGCGAUUUCUCAGGCCUCAGUCACAAGACAAUUUCUAGUUAAUCUCAAGCAGGAUGGAAAAGCAUUGCCGGAUGGGCCUGUUGUUAUCUCUCCUGAUGGCCUCUUUCCGUCGUUGUUUCGGGAAGUAAUUAGAAGAGCACCUCAUGAAUUCAAGAUUGCUUGCUUGGAGGAAAUACGGGCAUUGUUUCCUCCUGAACACAACCCAUUCUAUGCUGGUUUUGGAAACAGAGACACAGAUGAGAUAAGCUACCUCAAAGUAGGAAUCCCCCGAGGAAAGAUCUUCAUAAUUAACCCAAAGGGAGAAGUGGCAGUGAAUCGUAGGAUUGAUACAAGAUCAUACACAAAUCUACAUGCUCUUGUCAACGGAAUGUUCCCAGCUACAACCUCUUCAGAACCGAUGCACGCAAAAACCGACUCAGAGGUGACAAGCCUCUCAGCUUCAUCACCAACUAGAUCUCCCCGUCGACCCGCGUACUUCGUCCAAUCUCCAUCACGUGACUCACACGAUGGAGAGAAAACAGCAACAUCAUUUCACUCAACACCGGUCCUCACCAGCCCAAUGGGAUCUCCACCACAUUCUCACUCUUCCUCGAGCCGCUUCUCCAAGAUCAAUGGCUCAAAACGCAAAGGCCACGCUGGAGAAAAACAGUUUGCUAUGAUUGAAGAAGAAGGUCUUCUUGAUGAUGGAGAUAGAGAACAAGAACCUUUGCCUCGUCGAUGUUAUGUUUUAGCUUUCAUUGUUGGUUUCUCUUUGCUCUUUGCUUUCUUCUCUUUGAUUCUUUAUGCAGCUGCUAAACCUCAGAAACCUAAGAUCUCUGUUAAGAGUAUAACGUUCGAGCAACUUAAGGUUCAAGCUGGACAAGAUGCGGGAGGUAUUGGAACUGAUAUGAUUACAAUGAAUGCGACGCUGAGAAUGUUGUAUCGUAACACUGGUACUUUCUUUGGUGUUCAUGUUACUUCUUCUCCGAUUGAUCUUAGCUUCUCUCAGAUCACUAUUGGUUCUGGCUCUAUUAAGAAGUUUUAUCAGUCAAGAAAAAGCCAAAGAACAGUUGUGGUGAAUGUACUUGGAGACAAGAUUCCUCUCUAUGGAAGUGGCUCAACCUUAGUCCCACCACCACCUCCUGCACCAAUUCCAAAACCCAAGAAGAAGAAAGGACCCAUCGUUAUCGUCGAACCACCAGCACCUCCUGCUCCAGUACCGAUGAGGCUAAACUUCACCGUUAGAUCUCGAGCUUACGUGUUGGGGAAGUUAGUUCAACCUAAGUUUUACAAGAGAAUCGUGUGUUUGAUUAAUUUCGAACAUAAGAAACUCAAUAAACAUAUUCCCAUCACGAAUAACUGCACUGUCACAUCUAUUUAAAGGGGAAAUAAACACAUGAGAGUGCG